ACAUAUUGUUAUAUACUGGAGAACAGGUUUGGGAUCAAAUUAUAUAAUGCAAAUGAGUGAACGACGAUCGGGCGGAUACCUUCCAACUGUUUGGGACCCUGAACUCAUCCAAUCCUUUACCCCUCUGUGCACGUAUGAGAGUGAUGGACAUCGUCUAGAGGAGCUGAAACAUGCUACUCAGCUUUUGUUUAAAUCACCAACUCGGCCUGAAGAAAAAUUAGAUAUGAUCAACAAAAUGCAACGACUAGAUGUAGCCAAACACUUUAAGAAAGAGAUCAAGGAGUUUCUUACUCAUCUUGAUCCCAAUACUCCAACUGAUCUGUUUACAGUGGCCUUGCAAUUCCGCCUUCUGCGUCACUAUGGUUUCUCUGUCGGUUCAGAUGUGUUUAAUAAGUUCAUGAACAGCGAUGGGAAGUUCAAGGAGUGCUUAAGUGAAGAUGCAGCAGGGCUGUUGAGCUUGUAUGAAGCUUCACACCUUGGGGUGCAUGAAGAAGAUGUUCUUGAUGAGGCCAAGGCCUUUAGCACUAAACAUCUAAAAUUGGCAUUGGACAAGUUGGAGUUGGAGAAGGAUUUAGCCCAACAAAUCAAAGAAUCACUUGAAGUUCCAUUACAUUGGAGGUUGCCUAGAAUGGAGGCUCGAAACUUCAUCAAUAUCUACCAAAGAGAUGAAAAUAAGAAGUUAGCUUUGUUGGAACUUGCUAAGUUGGACUUCAAUCUUUUGCAGUCAGUUUACCUCCAGGAGCUAAAGGAGCUCGCAGAGUGGUGGAAGGGGUUGAAGAUGAAGGACAAGCUGCCAUUUGCAAGAGAUCGGAUGGUUGAGAGUUAUUUUUGGGCAAUGGGGAGUGUUCCUGACCCAAAGUUUUCCAAAUGCAGGAGAAACAUGACAAAAUAUGGAAGCUUAGUGACAAUGUUAGAUGAUGUAUAUGACAUUUAUGGAUCAAAGGAUGAGCUUCAUAAGUACACAACUGCUGUGAAAAGGUGGGAUCUUGAGGCUAUAGUGGAACUCCCAGAGUAUAUGAAGGUGUGCUAUAAGGGCAUGUACAACCAUGUGAAUGAAAUGCUUGAGGAUGCAUUAAAUACUCUUGGCCUCGAUAUCUUACCCUAUAUCAAGGAUCAGUGGAUGUGUUAUGUGCAAUCGUUGCAUGUAGAAGCAGAAUGGUAUUAUGGAGAAUACAUGCCAACAACAUUGGAUGAAUAUUUGAAAAAUGCAUGGAUCUCAAUUGGCAUUCCUGUUGGUUUGGCCUACAUAUUUCUUGCAAUGCUUGAGGAUUCCAAUUCACUCAAUCAAUGUGAAUUGCAAUUAUUCGAGCAGUGGUCCAGCUCUGACUUAUUUUAUUUGCCUUCCUUAAUUACCAGACUUUUGGAUGAUUUAAGCACUUCCGAGGUCGAGAUGGAAAGAGGGGAGGCAAUAAAUUCAAUCCAAUGCUACAUGAUACAAGAAGGAGUGUCUGAGGAAGAAGCACGAGAUCACAUAAAAGACUUAAUAAGUGAUUUAUGGAAAAAACUUAACAAGUCGGUUGCUCAUUCUUCUCUUCCGACUGGCUUCGCCGAAGCUGCAUUGGCAAUGGUAAGAUGUGUUCAUGGAAUGUAUCAAUUUGGUGAUUGGUUUGGCAUUCAAAGCAAGGCAAAUAAAGAUUGUCAGAACUCUUUAUUGUUCAACGGCGUUUAGGUUGGAUGUUUGUUUGUACUUACAGAUACCCUCUUUUCAUUAGAUUGUUUUCUAUGGUUGCAUCUAGUUGUGUCCUUUAAGGGAGUGCUUUGCAAGUUAAAUGGGAUUUAUAUUAGAGUGUGGUGUGUUUUAGUUUUCUAUUAUUGCAAGUCAUUUGGUUUGUUGUUGAGUGGCAAGUCUCUUUGGUGAACUAUUCUUAAUAAAUAGAUCACAAUAUGAGUGAAUAAAAUAUUUUAUAUUAAAAAA
Messenger RNA from Gossypium arboreum, 1915 nucleotides. RefSeq names its product probable terpene synthase 9. The record is from RefSeq and is a predicted model, not a curated record. Bases 47 to 1669 code for a protein of 540 amino acids. Lineage: Eukaryota; Viridiplantae; Streptophyta; Magnoliopsida; Malvales; Malvaceae. Gene Ontology annotation, molecular function: terpene synthase activity; magnesium ion binding. Gene Ontology annotation, biological process: diterpenoid biosynthetic process. The transcript is spliced from 7 exons.